CCUUUCCAGAUUUUUAUUUUGAAAAGCCGCCAUCUUGACGGCCAUGACUACUGUGAGGUGUUGGUGAUUGUUUUCACUUUUGUGUAGGUGUGUGAGUGUAAGAGUGAUUCUACUCUGCUUUCAAAGAACAAGAGGAAGAACAAAAGGCCAAAACUGGAAGGGCUCAGCAGUGCCUGGGAGCCCAGGGAGACACUGUCUGAGUCCCUUGGGGUAAACGGCAAGAAACCGGUGACUAUGAACGCCACAAAGGGAGGCCUGGUCAUUUUUACGGCCAACUCCAACCCGUCCAGCAGAGAGCUGGGGAAAAGGAUUGCAGAUCGUUUGGGUGUGGAGCUUGGCAAGGUUCAGGUCUAUCAGGAGGCAAACAGAGAGACACGGGUUCAAAUCCAAGAGUCUGUUCGUGGUAAAGAUGUCUUUAUCAUCCAGACUGUAUCAAAGGACGUUAAUACAACCAUCAUGGAACUGCUUAUCAUGGUGUACGCCUGCAGGACCUCUUGUGCACGGAACAUUAUCGGAGUCAUUCCCUACUUCCCUUACAGUAAACAGUGCAAAAUGAGGAAAAGAGGCUCAAUCGUUUCCAAACUGCUGGCCUCUAUGAUGUGUAAAGCAGGUUUGACCCAUCUCAUUACUAUGGAUUUGCACCAGAAGGAAAUCCAAGGCUUUUUUAACAUUCCAGUAGACAACCUGCGAGCAUCUCCUUUUCUGCUGCAGUACAUUCAGGAAGAGAUCCCUGAUUAUAGAAACGCAGUAAUUGUGGCCAAAUCUCCAUCAUCAGCUAAAAGGGCACAGUCAUUUGCUGAAAGGCUCCGACUGGGCAUUGCUGUGAUCCACGGCGAAGCGCAGGACGCCGAGUCUGAUCUUGUAGAUGGACGACACUCUCCGCCUACCGUCAAAAACAUUGGAGCUAUCCACCCCAGCCUGGAGAUUCCUUUACUCAUCCCAAAAGAAAAACCUCCAAUUACCGUAGUGGGAGAUGUGGGAGGUCGGAUCGCUAUUAUUGUGGAUGAUAUUAUCGAUGAUGUGGACAGUUUCCUGGCAGCAGCUGAUACGCAAGAGAGAGGUGCUUACAAAAUCUUUGUCAUGGCCACUCACGGAAUCCUGUCCUCUGAUGCACCACGUCUGAUAGAGGAGUCUGCGAUCGAUGAGGUGGUUGUCACAAACACCAUUCCACAUGAGAUCCAGAAACUCCAAUGCCCCAAGAUCAAGACGGUCGACAUCAGCAUGAUCCUGUCAGAAGCAAUUCGGCGCAUUCACAACGGAGAGUCGAUGUCUUACCUGUUCCGCAACAUAGGCAUGGAUGAUUGACAGCUUCGUCACGUUCAGUGUCGCCACUGCCACUGUUUUUCUCCUUCUUAUACACUUUUAGUAGAAUUUGUGGCCAAAAAGUGUUCUCAGGCCAUUACACUUGUUUAUUUGUUUUUUUUUUUUUUUUUUUUUUUUUUGUACAACACAUUUUUUUAUUUAUUUUUAUUGUUUUGCGCAAAUCCUUUUCACUUAGUAAUUAUUGCUGUGUGUUUUCAAAGAGGGAGAGUUUUGCAAAAUGCCCUUUAUAGCAGUUUGUUUUGGUUGCUGAUUUGUAAUUAUUUAAGUAAAAAAAAAAACAAAAAAAAACACUGGCUGUUUUUUUUUUUUUUUGUUGUUGAUUACAUUGAAUACCAAUUUGUACUUUAUGUAUGUCACUCUUGAUUGAUUCAAAUUUGAAUGGCUAAUCAGGGUUAAAGUGCUUUGUUGUGUUAGAUUAAUAAUUGACAGUCCUAUUUAUUUGCAUUCUUGGAGAGAGAGAAUUCUUUCACAUGGCCAACAAUAACAAAUAUUAAUCAUCUAUUAGCACGGAGCCAUAUAAUUGUACUAGUCAUUGCCUCACGACUUGUGUAAUCACUGUGCUACUGGGUAUUUAGACCUGUUAUUUAUUUGGCACUAACAAAUUAAUAUAUUUGACAGACCUUUAAUGUGCAAAGAAUUCGACUGUCGCUUGAAUUAGAAGUAGUCAUUAAGUAGAAAUAUUAGUAUAUUUCAUGAUGACAUGUUCAGAUGUGAGCAUACGGAAGUUCAUUUGCUUUUACUAGAUGUUAGUCCAUACAGCGCAAUCCUGCUUCAGAACUGUAUCAAGUUAUGUUUAACUUUUUUCCGGCCAGUCUGUUGCAGGGCCUUUUGUUAUUGUACUAAUCCUUCAGCCUCUCACAUUUCCUAACAGCACUUGAUUAUAUAAUAAAUUAAUAUAAAUGAUA
This is a messenger RNA of Silurus meridionalis, 2228 nucleotides long. RefSeq names its product phosphoribosyl pyrophosphate synthetase-associated protein 2 (gene prpsap2). Gene Ontology annotation, molecular function: magnesium ion binding; ribose phosphate diphosphokinase activity. The record is from RefSeq and is a predicted model, not a curated record. Gene Ontology annotation, cellular component: cytoplasm; ribose phosphate diphosphokinase complex. Gene Ontology annotation, biological process: purine nucleotide biosynthetic process; 5-phosphoribose 1-diphosphate biosynthetic process. Lineage: Eukaryota; Metazoa; Chordata; Actinopteri; Siluriformes; Siluridae.